AGUACGGCAGCGUUUAUGACCCCGGCAGCCACCAACACCUCACCUCCUCCCCUCCAGACCGCUCAUUUUCCAACAGGGAUCGAGCUAGAACAACUUCAGGACCUAAAAAACACCCCAAAAGAGGCCAUGCCAUCGGGGAAGAAGCUAGCGCAUUUCUUCUCGAGCGCCGCUUUGUGUGCGGCCGGAGUGGUUGUGCUGGGCUUCGGGAUGUCGACGGAUUGGGCCGACGCCGUCUUGGACUGCGCUCCUCCCGGGGGAGAAUUCGAUGGGACCUCCAGCCUCACGACUGGCCUUUUCAACGGCACAGAAACCAAAAUCAGGUGUCCCAGGAUCGACUCGCCGGGAAAAGCGGUGGACGUGUUCACCCGUCUGGCAAAACUAGCCGGGGCUCCGAUCAUCCUGCACGGGCUGGUCGUCAUCCUGUUGUCUCUGGCUCUUUUGGGGUCUGCAGGCAGUAUUCUGGUCACACUGUACAACAGCUUCAGUAACCCAUAUCAGACAUACUUGGGCCCAAUAGGGCUGUACACAUGCAGCGGACUCAGCGUGUGCAUGUCCACCCUGGCGCUGAUUCUGUACGUGUCCAAUGUCUACCUGGGAGAGAUGUUCCAGACGCUGGUGAAAGCAGAUGCCAGCGUGGAGCUGAAGGAUCCAAAAAUCACCCUGAAGGUGGGCUUCUUCCUCCUGAUCCCGUACAUCGGCGUCAACUUGCUGGCCAUCCUCGUGGUCUAUCUGUACGUCCACGCCGCGUACACCCGCCGCAAACAGCAGGAGAAACCGACGGAGGACGCUCCUAAAGAGAUCAUGAUGUACUAAAGCAAACAUCUGUUCAGCAGGCCAUGGUUUUCAGACUGGAGCUCCAACCGUCACAUUAACUGUAAAGUGCAUUGCAAAACUGUAUUAGACAUAGGCUACAUACAUAAAUAAUUAAGUCACUUCUUCAAAAUGCGUUUGAUAAGAGUGUCUCAGAUGCUUUUUGUGUUUGUGUUUGGUUCCUGUUUUUCUUGUGCUGUUUCUUUAAAUGAAUGCCGCUUGUUUUAUUGUUCGCUGUUGCGUGUUUUAAGUGUGACUUGACUGCUGAAAUAUUUUUAUGGGCCACUAAAAUAUUUUAUUGCGCUUAUGUUUAAAAACAAUGCCAUCACAAUAUUGUAAAAACGUUUGUACUAAGAACCUAAAAAUCACACGCAUGAAAUAUGAGUGGUUAAGAAAACUUCCUCUAGACUGUAAGCCAAUUUAAUACUUCUUUUGCAUAUUUUAUUGCAGAGAUGUGAAAAUAUUAUUUCUUAUACUAUUGAUCUGAUUGUAUGAAUAUGAUAUAUGAGAAAAAUGGUCUCAUUGAAUGUUUUUAUUUAUAAUAAACUGUCAAAAUAUUA
Messenger RNA from Puntigrus tetrazona (Sumatra barb), 1370 nucleotides. RefSeq names its product clarin-3. The transcript has 3 exons. NCBI's taxonomy places the organism in Eukaryota, Metazoa, Chordata, Actinopteri, Cypriniformes, Cyprinidae. The record is from RefSeq and is a predicted model, not a curated record. Bases 16 to 813 code for a protein of 265 amino acids.